This is a messenger RNA of Ylistrum balloti, 1410 nucleotides long. Its product is annotated as SUN domain-containing ossification factor-like. The record is from RefSeq and is a predicted model, not a curated record. The transcript is spliced from 11 exons. Gene Ontology annotation, biological process: protein folding in endoplasmic reticulum. NCBI's taxonomy places the organism in Eukaryota, Metazoa, Mollusca, Bivalvia, Pectinida, Pectinidae. Gene Ontology annotation, cellular component: membrane; cytoplasm.
AUGUUUAAGGAGUGAACACUUCCAGGACACUUAACAAUGAAAGGGAAACAUUUUGAAUGGAUCGUAUCAGUCGUUAUCGUUGGACUAAUGAUACAUGGAGUUUUAUCAGAAAAAACUGGAUCAGUUAUCACAGAAGAAACAACCUCAACAGAGACCACUUCAGAGGCUACAGAAGGGGAGGAUACAGAAAUAACAACCCCAAAAGAAACUAAAUCAGAGGCUGCUGAAGGGGAUGAUACAAAUAUUCCUGUGGAUCCUGGGGGAUUACAGUCUGACUCGUUGCCAGGGGCAAUCAAGGGUGCAGAACAGAGUGUUAAAACUGGGGAGGAGUCAGAAGAAAAGAAGUCCAUUACUGAGACAGCAAACAAUGAAGAGGAGAGCAAGCAAAGGUCUAUGGAUAAGGAUGUCCAAGAUUCACCCUCUCCAACAUUACUGAAUGCUGGUUCUGAGGAAACAACUAAAAUAGCCAAUGGAGAUGGACAAAAGAAUGACCAGGAAAACCAAAGAGAAUCAAUCACACAUGUGGCAGAAUCAGCCUCUGUAAAAAGUGAUGACCAGACCGAACCUGAUCCAAAAGAAGCAGAGGAUUUAAAAGUUACACCAACCUCAGAGGACACUCCAGCUGCUCACAUUCCUGAAGUUCCAUUAUCUGAAGUGGUAGACUCUAGCACAGAAAUCAAGGGUUUGGAUACAAACAAAUCUGAUGAGAAGGAUGACCCAGAACCUGUACCUGCUGACCCUGAGUUCCAGACGUUUACCGAGUUCUUUGAGCAGAACAAACAAGCUGAAGAGGAGAAGAAAAAACAAAGCAAGCUGGCAGAUUUGCCAGGUACUGAGGGGCUCCAGAUGAAGCAACAGAAGCGUGUGGUAAAUGUGGCAUCACGGGAGUGUGGGGCCAAGAUCAUCUCUAGUAACCCUGAGGUGGAGAACCCAGCGGGGGUACUGACCUCUAACAAAGAUGACUAUAUGAUCAACCCCUGCAAGGCAGCCAAAAAAUGGUUUGUGAUUGAGCUAUGUGAACCUGCCCGUGUCAAGUCUCUGGAGGUGGCUAGCUUUGAGUUGUUCUCAUCACAGCCGCGGACAUUUCGUGUCCAGUUCAGUGAAGGGUAUCCUACAAAGGACUGGCAGGUGAUGGAACCAUUCAGCGCUAACGAAGCACGAGCAGUACAGGCCUUUACUGUGCCAGAUGACUUCAACGACUACGUUAAGUUUGUCAGGGUAGAAAUGUUGGACCACUUUGGGGAGGAGCAUUUCUGUCCACUUACCAUAUUCAGGGUUUUGGGUGUUCUGGUGGAGUAUGAUGCCUACAUGGGCCAGCAGAUUGAUGACGCCAGUUCAGACAUGGACUCAGGUGAAAAAACUAUCUCUACCUCCUACCUGAUCUGUAAAAUUAGUGUUAGAAACAAUUAG